Symbiodinium sp. CCMP2592 is the source of this 5286-nucleotide messenger RNA. The record is from the annotation of a GenBank genome assembly. NCBI's taxonomy places the organism in Eukaryota, Dinophyceae, Suessiales, Symbiodiniaceae.
AUGCUGAACUUAACGUUCUUUGAUGACGACGGAAGCUUUUGUCGCAUCCAGGAAGCCUUCACCGUUGCCUCGGUGAUCAACCCCCUGAUGGCCAUAGGCAAGCUGUUUCGAGAAGGCUGGGAGUUGCGAGUGAACGAAGAAGAAGGUAUGUGUCUUACAGACGGAAGCUCAAGAAUACCAGUGCAUCUCCACAAGAACAGCUUGGCAGCCUACGCCUACGUACAAACUCCUUCAAGAAGCAGAAGUUACAGCAGCAACAACUACAAGAUGGUUCGGACAGUUGUUCAGCUCAACAAGCACGUUCAGGAAGCAGUGAACAAAGAAGAACCUGGUUGGCACAACACAGACAGCAUGGUGAUCGUCAAGUACGCCACUCAAAGCAGCUACGAGAACCCAUCUCUCAUGUAUAGCCCUACGCACUUUCCGUACAGAAGCACUUUGGUGAAAGAAGAGAGAGGAUGGAGAGCAGUUGAAGUUUCAAAGAAGUACUCCGAGAAGGCAGACCCUUUUGAAGAGUUUGCAGAAGGAGAAAAGGAAGUGGUUACAGCCAUUUCAGCAAAGCCAAUUCCACUUUGGAUCCUUGGCACCCCUUACGCAGCUGGAGACCGAGCAGAGCAAGAAAGUCAUGGUCGUGACUACUGGAAAAUGGACCUCGAGAAAGGAGAAGUUGUUCGUCACCACGUAGUACCGAGAACUGUGCUGUUUGACCCGACAGGAGUUGCCAACUGUCCUGUCCUCCUUGGAGAUCUUGAGAACAGCAGGUAUACCCAAGGAGACUGCAUCUACAGUACGGAGAUCUACGAACACAGCGACGACUGGAGAGCAGACCGCCUACCUCUACGUGAACACUUUCGUUUGCCGUGGUUUGGUCAAACAAGGUUCCGUGUGAAGCCAGAAGUUGUUGAAGACCUAAAAGCAGAAGCUGCAGCAGAGGAGCUAAAGAAGAAGAAGGAAGAACACUACAAAGAGAAGGAAGAUUCAGCAGCACCACCAGCAGCAGAAGAGAGCAAAGAUGAGGAAAUGAGAGAAGCACAAGCAGACCAAGAAGCACCACAAGAAGUUGUUGAAGUUUUGGAGGAAAGCUUCUACCACGAAGGCGUCGAGUACACAGCGCAGAAAAGCAGUCUUAAGGAACUACAAGCACUUUGCAGAGAGUACAGAGUGAAGACAACAGGAAGCAAGAAGCAGCUCUUGAAGAGACUCGCCACAGCAGUCAGAGAAGAAAGGCUCAGCACGCAACACAAGGAACAACGGGAACACCACCAAGCAUACCACCUAGCACCACCACAGGAACCAACGGAAGAGGAGAGAGCGUACCACAACUUGACGCACCUUCCGUAUCAGCCUUGGUGUCCCCAUUGCGUUGCUAUGAAAGCACGAGAAGACAACCACAAGAAAGGAUUGAGCAAGCCAAGCAGCUCUACGGAUUCCGCGAAGCCCGUCAUCAGUUUUGACUUUUGCUAUACAAGCACCACAGGAAGUGAAGAGCCACCAGCAGUGACUCUUGUCGCUGUGGACAGCUGGAGCAAGGCAGUCUUGGCGGUGCCCUGCAAGAGGAAAGGAGGAGCAGGAAGCACAACGCAUCUCGCGGAAGCACUCGUGCAGUUCACCACUCAGCUCGGGUACAACACCCUCGUUCUCAAAGCAGACAAUGAGAACGCAGCCAAAGCACUCAAGGACAAAGUACAGAAAGUACGCAGCAGCCUUGGACUUUCUACAACACUACAGGAAAGCAUUCCUUACGACCACGAAAGCAAUGGAGCCGCAGAAAGAGCAAUACAAACAGUACGGAGGCAAGCGAACACCAUUCUCGAUGAACUCAGAGAAAGAACACAGCUGGCGAUACCACACGAGCACGCAGUAGUAAGCUGGGCGUUUAGACACGCCUGCUGGCUACUCAACAGGUUCGCAGUGAGCAGCUCCACAGGAAGAACGCCACAGGAAGUUAUCCACGGAUACCCCUACUCAGGGAAACUUGUACCCUUUGGUACUGUUGUGAUGGCGAAGAGGUUGAAGAUCAAGAAGAAAGGUGACAGGAUAUGGAAUGCAGGAAUAUUUUUAGGCAAGACAGAGCAAGACACAUGGAUCGUUGCACAGCCUGAUGGCAUACAUAUCACACGCAGCGUGAGACCACUACCAGAACAGUACGACUCCAAAAGAACAAGCAACAUAGAGGUCCAUACCUGGAACCUCAACACGCCACUCCUUGGAGCAAGAGUACUUCCAGAGAAGAAGCAAAGACAACGACCACAGCUAAGCAUCCUGCCCCCUGUUGCCGAGGAAGAACGCGAACAGCUCGAGAACGUCGAGGCCGCUAGCGACCCUCCGAGUUCGGAGGACAGCAGUGAAGAGCAGCAACAAGCACUUGAAGACAGAGAGGAACAAAGUGAAGCCAGCAGCAUGAGUGUGACGAGAGACAGGAAAAGAAGAGCUGAAGUUGAUGACGAGACCCUUUUGGAGGAACUCAGAGCAGUCGAGCCACUUACAGCCUCAGCAGAAGCACUUUCAGCACCAGCUGAACCAAGAGCAGAAGCAAGCAAGCACAGUCUUGAGCUUGAGGAACCAAGCUCACCCAGCAAGCUACGAAAGCAAGUUAACAGAGCAGAGGAAACAGACGGUUACCUCAACAUGCCUCAUGAUGAUGAAGUCUACGAAGCAGAUGAUGAGUUUGUGUACGAGUCGGAAGAAGAAGAAGAGGAGACAGAGAGUGAACCAACGGAAGUUUCUACCAAGGUCCCUGUCGAGUUCUUCGACGAGGAGAAAGGACCACCGAACGUGGAUCCGGCUUUUCUUCAGAAGUUGGACGAUGAAGCUACAGUCAAAGAAAUCAAAAGGUUAACAAAGAUGGGAGUUAUUUCGUUGGUUUCUACAGACCCUCAGGAAGCAACUGAGAACGUACCUCUGGUAGAUUCAGAGCAAGAACUUCACAAGUGGUUGACAACGAAGUUGGUGAAAGAUUGGAGGUUCAGAGAAGCUACAGGUUUUGAAGCUGAAGAAGCCAAAGAAGGAACAACAAAGCCCAAGCAGAUUCAAAGAUGCUGGCAACGACGAAUCACAAAACUGGUGCCCAUGUUGGCUCUCGCCAACCAUUGGGCGAUCUACAGUGUCGACGUGAAGGACGCGUUUCUACAAGUCAACGCGACGCAUCCAGUCUUUGGUCAGACUUUUGUGAUGGUCUUUUGGUGGAAGAGAAGUUUGAGCGUUGUACUGCAGUUCCAGCACUUUACCGUCUUCUACGGAAAGAAGGAAGUCAUCGAACCAAUCCUCAGGAACCUCAAGAAGAAAGUGAACCUACAAGUUGAAGGACCUCUUCUGAAUGAGGAAGACUACGAGAAAGGAUUUUCUGAGGAGACCGUGAAGUUUCUCAAAAGGAAGUACACGUACGAACAACAUGAACUACGAGUACAUAGCGAUAGCAAGUACGUGAAGAAACUCGUGGAGAUCCUCAAGCUGGAGAAGAAGAAGGCCAAGAACUCACCCUGCACACCGGCUAGUCAGGAACCUGACGUAUCCCAAGAACUGGACGAGGAACACUCGAGAACGUACAGAAGUUGUGUCGGCAUUUUGCUGUACGUAGCGCACGACCGUCCGGACAUUCAGUUCGCAGUACGUAGCCUCAGUACUGCCAUGACGAAGCCAACGGAACGUAAAAGAAAGGAGUUGGAGCACUUGGCGCUCUACCUCAAAGGAACGUCAGACUACGCCGUUACGUACCACAGGAAGUCAGUGAGUUGCGCCAUGUUCUACCUGGACGGUGCAUACUUCUACAGCUACAGCAGGACACAGAAGUCGAUAGCAUUAUCUUCAGCAGAAGCAGAAUACAUGGAACAGGAAGAGUCAAGCACCUACAGAUUCGGUUACUUUGGCUACAAGCAGCAAUACGUGAAGGCAAGCUUACUGUACACGCAGUUGGUGAACUACGACGUGGACUCCUUCGACGAGGCAAAGAAAGAAGUGACAGAGAGAGCAGAGAAGUUGAAGAAGGAGGAAGAAAACCUGGAGAAGGAGAAGGAGCAGUUUGGAAACCAGAAGACAGAGUUUGAGGAGACAGUGAAAAGGUUUUUGAAGAAGCAGAAGGAGGUGAAGGAAAAGGAAGACAAAGUUACAGAAAGAGAAGAGAAGUUAGAGAAAGACCAAGAGACCCUCCAAGGACAAGCCAAGUUCUUAAGCGAGAAGGAGACAGCCCUUGAAGAAGCUGAGGAGAACGUCAAAGCAAAGGAAGCAGAGGUUGAAAAGAAGAAGAAAGAGGCAGAGAAGAGAGAGAGAAAAGCCCAGGAAAGAACCGCCGGCUACGACCAGGAGAGAGAAGAGUACGCCAAGAAGUACGUUGACGAUGCAAAGAAGGACUUGGAGAGAGAGCUUAAAGUGCUAAAGCAAGAAGAGAAAGUAAGGAACCAAAAGCUCGACGACCUCCAGUACGACUACAAGAGCCUCAAGGACGACUACCAGUACUUCAAAGGUUACUCACAGGAAGUGGACGCACUUCUACUUGCAGCUAAGGACAAGAUCGUGAAGUACAAGAAGAAGGUCAAAAGCCUCAAGGAAACCUUAGGUGCAACCUUGUCUGGAAGCGAAGGUGAAGAAGAGACAGAAGAAGCGUACAAGAGCAAAGCAGAAGAAGAGAAAGAGAAGAAAGAAGCGCAGGCAAAAGAGGAAGAGAAGAAGAAAGGAAAAAGGCCAAAGCAGGUAGAGACAGAAGACCAAGAAGAGAAGCCGUCAAGCAACCAAGGAGACGAAACUACCGUCGACCCGAACGACAUCGCCGAGUUCACGCAGCUUGGCUACGUGUGGGAGUUCAACAAGAAAACGCAAGAGUACCGCGCGAAGUGUGAAGACAAGAAAGGUGCAGCGAGAAUCAAGAAUGCGCCUGUCAAGGGACGCAUGCUCUGGAACAAGGUGACAGAGUGUUACAGGAAGCACAACGUUUGGUUUACAGACGGAAAGGAAUUGGAUAAAUUCCUCGAGACCAAGGAGAACGAGAAGAUCGAGGAAGAGGUGCAGCGACGCAUCCACGCGAAAGGCAAGCAAGACAACCAAGGAACGAAGGGAAAAGGCCCUUCCUGGGACGACGGACAGAACGACGGUUGGUACUACAACGAGCAGUGGAACAACGAGAACUGGAGCACCACCGACGACGGCAGCAACUGGUACGAGAACGCGAACCCGCACAACAAAGGCUACUGGCAGACGCCAGAAGAGUGGGCGCAGCAGAACCAGUGGGACCAGUGGACACCCAAAGGAAAGGGUAAAGGCAAGAAGUCCAAGAACUGGGCACAGACCCAGUGA